UUCCUGCGUCGCGCUGACGCCACGCGUCCCGCGACUCCUCGCGCCUGCGCUGUGGGCGGAAGGUCGUCCCUGUGACCGGCUUGGCGGUUGGAGCAGCUAUCGCCAUGUUGUCGGUCGCCGCCCGCUCAGGCCCGUUUGCGCCCGUCCUGUCGGCCACGUCCCGCGGGGUGGCGGGCGCACUGCGGCCCCUGGUGCAGGCCGCGGUGCCCGCCACCCCGGAGCCGCCUGUGCUGGACCCGAAGCGGCCCAUCCUGUGCCGGGAGUCGCUGAGCGGCCAGGCCGCCCGCCGGCCUUUGGUCGCCUCCGUGGGCCUCAAUGUCCCUGCUUCUGUUCGUUAUUCCCACACAGACAUCAAGGUGCCUGACUUCUCUGACUACCGCCGCUCUGAAGUUUUAGAUAAGACAAAGUCUUCAAGAGAAAGCAGCGAUGCUAGGAAAGGUUUCUCCUAUUUGGUGACAGCAACAACUGCUGUGGCUGUCACAUACGCUGCCAAGAGUAUCGUCACCCAGUUCAUUUCCUCCAUGAGUGCUUCUGCUGAUGUGUUGGCCAUGUCGAAAAUCGAAAUCAAGUUAUCUGAUAUUCCAGAAGGCAAGAACAUGGCUUUCAAAUGGAGGGGGAAACCUCUGUUUGUGCGCCAUAGAACCCAGAAGGAAAUUGAGCAGGAAGCUGCAGUAGAAUUGUCCCAGUUGAGGGACCCACAGCAUGAUCUAGAUCGAGUAAAGAAACCCGAAUGGAUGAUCCUCAUAGGUGUUUGCACGCAUCUUGGUUGUGUACCCAUUGCAAAUGCAGGAGAUUUUGGUGGUUAUUACUGCCCUUGCCAUGGGUCACACUAUGAUGCGUCUGGCAGGAUCAGGAAGGGGCCUGCACCUCUCAACCUAGAAGUCCCCACAUACGAGUUCAUCAGUGACGAUUUGGUCAUUGUUGGUUAGAGACUUGGACCCAAGUCAUAGGCUUCUUUCAGUCUUUAUGUCACCUCAGAAGACUUAUUUGAGAGCAAGCCUUCUGUACUUGAAGUUGAUUUGAAAUAUGUAAGAAUUGAUGAUGUAUUUGCAAACAAUGUGAAGUAAAUUGAAUUUAAUGUCGAAUACUUUUAAGCAGUCACUUAAUAAAGCCACUGUUAAGCAUUGUUAUGCUUAGUCAUACACUUGAAAGGUACAAUGUCUUUUAGCUAAUUCUGAUUAAAAAUUACAGACUGGUGCAUAAGAUACUUGUGAAAUCUAUAACCGACUUUAUUCUCUUGUCCAAAUAUUUGUUUUCUGCAUUGUGUCCGGGACACACAUUCUACAAAGCUCAUUGUUGGGAUGAAGUAAAAUUAACGGGUCAUCUCCGAGUCCUGGGAGGGGUCUAUGGCAUUGGCAGAAACAGUAGUAUCUAGGUAUUCCUUAUUCACUGGAUUGGUAAGAGUCCGUCUAUGUGUUCCACCCCGCUCCCCCCACCCUCCCCACCACCACCACUACUGUGUAAGCUGUAUGAUAAUGUUACUCUAAUCUGUGGGAAAGAGUCCUGAAUGAAGCAUUAGUAGCUCUGAGGGUUUAUCUUCAGGUCUGGUGUGGUUUUUCUCCUUUAGUGACAGGCCAAGAAAUUGUGUUAUUCCCUUAUGACUAUAAAUGAGUACUUAAAAUCUUUUAGUCUUCAUAGGCAGUGGGGGCAUAUUAUCUGUGAGAAGCUUUCCAAAAUGAGAGUGCUCUGCCAUUUCCUUCAUUUGUGUGUGGAUCCUGCAUGUCCCCAAAGCUCCUGCAUCCACUCUAUCAGGAGGGAGAAGGGAACAUCUGAGACCUACUACUGCCUGUGUGCAGAAAUGGUCCUGCUGGUUUUGCUUCUGUAGUGAUGACAUUUUGAAUGUUUCUUCCUGUUGGGUUUACAGUCACUUUUCACUGUCAAAUGGUGUGGAAUCAGACGCAGAGCAGGUCGGAAUUCACAUCCUAUUUUCUGCCUCCAGUUAUGCAGGUGAAACAAGACUAAGGCCCAUUUUCCCCAGGGAGCUGAGAGUGGGCUUUGCCUUUUGAGAACCACAGCCACUUUUUGAUGUGCCUCUCUUUGCUGUUUGGAGGUGUGCCAGUCAUGUGCUUUACUGGGUCCACCUGAUGAUCUCAUGCACACUUUUGUAAAAGGGUAAAAGUGCUUAGUUUAGGUCUGCCCAAAGGGAACCGACCAUCCAGGAAUUCAGCCUUUGAUGUUAACAGGUGUUGACAGAAAUGCCGACAGAAAAAAGAAAAUGUCAAACUUCUAUGCUUAUGAGUAGAUAACUAGUCUGGUUCAUUUUUACCUUUCUAGAAGUGAAAGUAGCAUGUGUGAUAAUUGGUGGGACACACAACUAUUUUGUAUUUUGUGUCUCUACAUAGUGGGGGUACUCUUCGGAUUGGGGGUUGGAGGAGGGGAUGAUGGAAUGUGAAACAUUGAGUUGUGGGAGGAACACAGGUCCAAACACUGAACUUGUGUUGCCAAAAAUGUCAACAGCAUCCCUUCCCUCUAGAGAAAUACUGAUACCCCAUAUCACCUCCUACCCUGAAGUGAUACCUUGAAAUGUUUCAUAUUUGAAGUGCCAAACGUUACUCUGUUUGUGUCUGCAUGGCAAUGGAGGACAGAAGUAGCAAGUUUGAAGGACCCUAGCUACUCACCUAGUGCCAGAAUUGCUGUAUGUGGUGGCUGCUUACUUCGUCUUUCGUAUAUAUAAUUUUGAUUCUAAAUUCAUAUUUAGGAUUUGAUGGUGGGAUGCUGUUAAAUACUAGUGGCCCAUUUAGUUUUUAAAGAAAGCUUUGUUGCACAAGUGAAAGGGCAAGUCAAUUCACUUCAUACUACUUUGCUGAAUGAGCGCGGCAGACCUGUGUUAACUUUUUUACCAUUCUGUGAAAAA
This is a messenger RNA of Sapajus apella (tufted capuchin), 2854 nucleotides long. Its product is annotated as cytochrome b-c1 complex subunit Rieske, mitochondrial. Lineage: Eukaryota; Metazoa; Chordata; Mammalia; Primates; Cebidae. Gene Ontology annotation, molecular function: quinol-cytochrome-c reductase activity; 2 iron, 2 sulfur cluster binding. The transcript has 2 exons. Gene Ontology annotation, cellular component: membrane. Bases 105 to 929 code for a protein of 274 amino acids. Gene Ontology annotation, biological process: mitochondrial electron transport, ubiquinol to cytochrome c. The record is from RefSeq and is a predicted model, not a curated record.